AUGUCGGUGGGAGAAAAGCAACACUAUGCUCUCGCCCUCAUCAAGAAACUUUUCGAUAAUCUCCCUACCGAUAUGACUGUUGGCCUGUUGUAUGACAUUGGCUUCUUUCACGCCUACGGCCACCAAUGGGCAUGUCAAAUUAUAUACCAUCCUCGCAAAUGUGAAGGCUUUGGCCUUUCGGAUGGAGAAGGUUGCGAGUGUUUAUGGAGUGCCCUGAAACAUCUUAUUGCUCCGCUACGCGUUUCUGGGUUUCAUCAGCGACUUUUUGUCCUCAACACUCAAGUCCGGCACCUCAAUGAGAAGAACCUUAGUUUAUAUGGCAACUGGUUGAUCCGGAGGUGGAAUAACUGCAUCAAGAAGAAGAGUACUGCAACGCAGGCUCUACGAAUGGAAAUCGCAAGUUGA
Molecule: messenger RNA, 405 nt
Organism: Suillus plorans
Lineage: Eukaryota; Fungi; Basidiomycota; Agaricomycetes; Boletales; Suillaceae
Exons: 4
Coding region: 1-405 (134 amino acids)
Source: RefSeq, a predicted model, not a curated record